Molecule: messenger RNA, 1047 nt
Organism: Schistosoma mattheei
Lineage: Eukaryota; Metazoa; Platyhelminthes; Trematoda; Strigeidida; Schistosomatidae
Source: the annotation of a GenBank genome assembly
CGAAUUCUUUACGGAGUAGAGCAUUGUGCGGGUGUAAAACUAAACCCAAAUAUAACUGAGUACACAUGGGUCGGUGAUGAUAUGUUAACCGAGCUCCCUCUCACAAUUAGUCCUCUUCUUAUGAAUUCAAAUAAAAGUAAUUCAGUGGAUGAAAUAGUAAGCAGUCAGUUGAAUAUCCCUCUUCCGCAACACACACCCCAACCUGAUUGGAUUUUUACUUUGGCUGUAACUUUAGCAUUUUGGCAUCAACAACAUAUCAAUAAUACUGACGAAGGCCAUGAACGUCAUUUCGAAAAUUCCCCAAUUGGUUUAGCUAUUGCAACUUGUGUUGUAGUCAAUGUUUUCAAUAUUGAUUUCAUGAGUAGCAAUCUACAUGAACAUUACACACGGUGGAUUGACUUCAUCAGAAACGAAAUAUCACUUGCUUCUGAACGUGCUUCGUCACUAAAUCAGUCUCCAUCAUCUUGUACGAAAUCUGUCACGGAACAAAACUUAUCAAACCUAAUUGCUGUUCAACAUAUCUACAACGAAUUGCAAACCGUUGUCUCAUUACUAAACUGUUUAGCAGGGGAUGAGAAUAAGUCUAAAUUAUUUAAUUUUCUGCCUUGUUGGGUUUUGUUUCCUUCUUUUCAUCUAGUAGAUUGUCUUUCUCAUCAUUUAGACAAUCAGUUGCCCUCUAUUCGAUUAAUUCAUGUAACAAGUUACUGGAUACCUCGAUUAUAUUGUGCUAAAAGAUCUAACAAUCUGAUAACUGAUCUUAUCAACAUUUUUAAACGCUUGGUUAAUACUGUUACACUGCUUUCUGCAUCAUCUUUAUUUAAUCUGAAACCUAGUAGUAUGACUAGGAGAAGUGAACAACGUGCUCCUUUAUCAGAAUUCACUAACACCAUUCCGGUCAAUAAUGUUAACUGUAAUGAUUCGAUGUUUCACAACAUUAAACUGACUUCAGUAUUAUCUGAUGGUAAAAUUAGCAGUGUACUUGGCAAACAUCUGGAUAAACAAGUGAUUGACAGGUUUCUCUGUGAUUUGACUGAGAAACAAAAUGUU